AUGGCUGUACUUCGGAAUGACAGUCGGGUCAUCCUCCACCUGGACUAUGACUGUUUCUACGCCUCAGUCUUCGAGGUCGAACAGCCAGCAUUGAGGUCCCUGCCCUUGGCAGUUCAGCAGAAGCAGAUAGUGGUGACAUGCAACUAUGAAGCGCGACGGCGAGGUCUGCACAAGUUGCAACUCAUCAAGGAUGCCAAGCGCAUCUGCCCGGACGUGGUCAUCGUUCUUGGUGAGGACCUGACCAAGUUCCGAAAUGCCUCCAAAGAGCUCUAUCUACUGGUCCGGUCCUUGGUAUGGGGUGGUCUUGUGGAAAAGCUCGGCUUUGAUGAGCUCUUUUUGGAUGUCACAGAGAUGAUUGCCUACAACGUCGACGUGCUGAAUCAGAAUGAUCUGACCAACUCGUUUUUUCAUCUUGAUCGCAAAGAUCCUACAGUUGGGUUUGCCUACGACGCAACUCGCUUCCAGGGGUCAACCUUCCCGGCGACUGAGGAAACCGCCGCCGCACCAGAGCCCUCGUCGCUGGAGAUGAGGUUACUGGUUGCCUCUCAUCUUCAGGGUCACAUACGGAGUAAGUUGGAGCACCAGAUAGGGUUUACUGCCACUGGUGGGAUCUCCACGUCUAAAUUGCUGGCCAAAUUGGUCGGCAGUGUCCACAAGCCCAACGGUCAAACGACCCUACUACCACCGUACACCGGUUCCCCAGAGAAUGAGAGUAACGUGCUUCAAUUCCUGGACGACCACGAAAUUCGCAAAAUCCCCGGGAUAGGUUCUCGAAUGGCCCAGAAGCUAAAGGCGCACAUCACUGGCGAAGAUGAAUCCGACGAGAGGAUAACCGUUCGGGAUGUUCGAUUAUUCCCCGGUAUGGGUGUAUCUUUGCUUGAAAAGAUUCUGGGAGGACUGGGCUCGGCGAAAGGUAUUGGAAACAAAAUGUGGAGCGUCCUCCACGGAGUGGACGAUUCCGAAAUAGUUGAAGGUCGAGACAUACCGACUCAGAUCAGCAUUGAAGAUUCCUACGGUCGCUUGGAUACUUUCGAGGGUGUACGCCGAGAGCUCGUUGUGUUGUCUCGAAGCCUGAUCCGGCGGAUGAGAGCCGACCUAAUUGACACGAGUGACACCCCUCACAGGUGGCGAGCGCAUCCCCGCACACUCAGGCUGUCAACGCGACCCAGACCUCCACCGGGUUCCGAUGAUGGUCGUACUUACAGCGCCAACCGUAUCUCACGUUCAGCGCCCCUACCAACCUUUAUCUUCAGUCUGGAUGAACAUAUUGAGGGAUUGGCUGAACGGCUGGUUCAUGAAAGCGUGUUGUCCAUGUUCCGCAAAUUGCACCCUCAAAAGUCUGGCUGGAACCUGAGUUUGGUGAAUAUCGCGGUGACUAACAUGGUGGAAACAGCCGGGGAUCAGAAACAAAACAGUGGGCGUGAUAUUGGAAAGAUGUUUCGUCAGCAAGAGACGAUCCUACGGGAUUGGACGGUGCAGGAACCCGCCGCAUCCGUGAAAGUCUCUCGGACCGGGGAAUCUGACGUCGAAGAAGCGGAGUCUGAGAAUGACUGGGACGAUGAACCACUGGCCAGCGUGGACUGCCCUCGCUGUGGGUGUUCCAUCCCCCUUCUCGCACAGCUGGCACAUGAAAUGUAUCACUCCGCAGAGUGA
Molecule: messenger RNA, 1653 nt
Organism: Penicillium brevicompactum
Lineage: Eukaryota; Fungi; Ascomycota; Eurotiomycetes; Eurotiales; Aspergillaceae
Product: putative DNA polymerase iota
Exons: 2
Coding region: 1-1653 (550 amino acids)
Biological process (GO): translesion synthesis
Molecular function (GO): damaged DNA binding; DNA-directed DNA polymerase activity
Source: RefSeq, a predicted model, not a curated record